AUGAGGUGAGAAAUGUUGCUUUUUGUUCCUUUUUUCAAUGUUCUAGUUGCUUAUAGGAUUUGAAGUUUUUUAUUGAUUUCAGCUAUAGUUUAUACAGGAAGGCUGGGAACAGUUUACUAGCUGCGUUUUUCUCUCAUCGUUUUUUUCUUAUGUUUUUCGUUCUGUUCCUCUUUAUUUUCAUAUAAAAAAAAAGCGCAGACAAGUUAAACUAUGCAAGUAGUUUCAAAUGAGUUUUUCUUGACUAGAGCUUUUUGUGUACCCAUAGAACCGCUUGCUUUUGUAGAAAUCAUACGCACGAUGGGAUAGAAUUAAUUGAUAGAAGUCCAACGGCUGACAGGUCAAUCUCUUCGAGCGAAGAAUCUCAAAAUGCCGAAAUUUCUUACCGCCUACCUCUCCGAAAGCAACUUUGGAUGAAAAGCGACGAGUCAAGGCGAAUCUUUGAAUUUAGCACUUCUAAUAACUGGAAAGUUUAGAGCCUACAUGUUCAAACUGUUCACGUGUUUCUACGCUUUAUUCAUAGUUAUAACAGGAGUUGUAAUCGAGCUCUCGAACAUUAUUUCCAAUGAAGGGAUGUCGACAAAAUCCGGAAUUAAAAGCAUGGUCGAUAAAAUCGAGAAAUCUUUCUCUUAAAUUGUUUAAUGUUUCAGAUCCUAGAAGGUUGGCUCUUCGGUUGCUCUAUCAUUUUCAUAUUUUACUGUGCAUAUCUCGUUGGGCGUCAUCAUCUGGAAGUUUUGUCCAAAAGGAAAAGUGCUCGUAUGAGUUCAGGAUUCAGCGCUGAAGUGGAGGUUCUGAUAAUUUCAAAGUCACGCUUCUGACUUAUUCAUUGAGAAAUUUACUUAGAUUGAAUCAACAAUCCGUUUAAACAUCAAAUUUGAUUCGAAAAUAUGAAAAAAAAACGAAUUGAAAGAAAACUUCUGUCAGCUUUGUUGAAUCGCUUGUUUUCAAAAUAUUAUCGAAACAUGCCUUUGAAUUCUCUCAUAGAGUUUUUUUUAUUUGGAGUGUAUUCGGAUUUUCAGUGAAUUUUUAGGUUCUUGCAAACUCUUUCACAGGAAGUUUGUACUUGCGACUUGGAUGCGUAUGUCAGUGAAAAAAAAAAUUUUUUAAUUUUUUUCAAUUUUGUUUAGUGUUCGGAAUGAUUGGAGUGGUAUACUAUUCUUUAAUUGUUCUCAUUUGUCUACUUGGUUGGAGCUCAGCAGAAGGAGAGUGCAGUUCGAUGUAAAUUUCUUUUAAAACUAAAAAACAAUACUUUUCACUCAAAUAUUCAGUGCAAACAUUUUGAACUCUAUGGCUGGAGUUUUCAUUUUUGUUCAAAUGUGGUUUGUCUACUGUAAUGGAAAGGUUUUCAUGAAAUUGGGGGUAAAAUCAUAACCAAGAGAAAAAUUCAGAUCAUCUUCGAAGGCCAAGGAAGUCUUGCAAGAAUGGGUCUCAUGCAUCUCACGGGAACUAACCUAUGGAUGUGGCUGAAAUACAUUUUAUACGAAGAGGUUGAAACCGUUCGAGAAAUAAGGUUUCUAAAUUUUCAACAUUGAUAUUUUACUUUAAUUCAGAGAGAUGCAGAUCAGACAUGAGGAGCCGCAUCAUCAUGUUCACCCAGCUGGAGAAUGCAGGAUAUUUACUUUUUUUGAGAAAAAAUUUUUUCUUCAGUCUUGAUGGUUGGUAACAAUUCGGAAUCUUCUUGUACCGGCGUUUUGUGCUUGUUUUCGGGUUUCAACGAGUUCAUGUGGGUUAAUCUGCCUAAAAAAGCUAUCCCUUUGUUACAGGUACACUUGUGUAGUAGAAUAUUCUCUGAUUUGUGCUGGAGUCGCUUUUGUGUUCUGGACGAACAUUGAGAGAUGCCGCAGAGAACAGGUACCUCCAAAAAGUCUUUUGAAGGUUUUCAAGUUUCCAGGUCGAGAAAAGGAUGAGAAAACGGAGUAUUCUCAAAAUCGAUUGCUCAAGAACAGCCGAAGGAUUAUUCGUCGGUAAAUUCCUGAUUUAUUUUUGAACAGUCAAUAUUUUUCUGAAUUAGGGUUUGGUUUUGUUAUUUUGACCAUUGUGUCGAUCGCAUUAUUCAACGCAUAUUCGGGAGAAAACGAUACAGCCAUUUGGGUCAGUUUUCAUGAGAUUGUACAUAAUGACAUUCGUAUUAAGAUAUUUUCCUGUACGAACUUAGUCUUCUUCAUCAUUUCCACGUUUAUCUGUGGUUUUGGAAUCUGGAGAACAAGGUGGCUCAAGUUCUCAUUGGAAGACGACGACGAAGAAGACGAUAGUGCAGAGCUUCUGGACGCGAUACUUCUUGUAGUAGGACUCAUCGGGGAGCUCAUUUUCGGAACAGGUUUUUUUUUCCAGUGAAUGAAAUUGAAUUCGUUGAACUGACUCAUACCUCAUGACGCUUUUGGUUUGUAUUUGGAGUUUUAAUUUUGGACACGAGAGAUUUUAUGAUUUUCUCUAUCUGAAGUAAAUAUUCCAACUAAAAUCUGGCUUUUUGUUAUUGCUGAGGCUGCGAAAUCUGUACACUUGACCUUUUUUUAAAAAAUGUUCAUCGGUUUUUUUGUAACGAAGAUUUAAGUUGAGAACUACUGCCGUUCCAAUAAACUUCAAACUCUUGUAUAUUUUCGAGUAAAGCUCGAUUUGAUUGACGUUUCGAAAGAAAUGAUUUACAAAAGAUUCGCCAAAAAAGGACGCCGCACUUUGGAUGACUUUGCAGGCGGUAUCCUCUCUUUUGUGAAUCAUCCUUCAAAAGGCCUACCGCUCGUCGUUUUUCUCACCAAUAUCUUCCGCCUGGUAUUUUUUGAUUCAAAACCCGUUCGAAAUCAAAGGAAAAAAAUAAAGGUGCAAGUAACGAUACAAAGUGGCUUCAUUAUUGUCUGUGGCAAGCUUCGGAUUGAUGAUAAUGAUGUCCAGAUGAUGCGAUAUAAACCAGGAAAACAAGUUCGACUUUGAAGUUUUUUCAUCUCUUUGAGCUUUUUUUCAGGUUAUCACCACAUUACUUCUAAUUAAUUGUUGUCAGUUUUUAAUGAACGUCUUUGAAGCUCAAAAGGUAAGUUAAAAACUUAGAGUCUUCAUUUAUUAGCCUAAAAGUGGGAGACGGAGUUUUUUGAACUGAGUUUGAAUCAAAGACUCCUAAACAACCUCGAGGUUUCAUCGAAUACGUAACAAGACACUUUCUGCGCUGUUUUUAAUAAGAAUAAACAUUUCUGUUGAAAAUUCGCCACAAAUAGACAGCUAGCAAAUAAGAGCUUGGUAUUUUUAGAACAGUAGUCAUAGUUUAUGUUCCAAUUAAACUUAUGAACUCAUAAUACAAAAGACUAUAUCAAUUUACCGUUUCAGGUUGGCAUAAAUGAUGAAAUGAUAGCCUUGUAUGGAUCUCACUAUUGGGCGAUUGUAGUAAGAGGCUGCUCCCCUUUAAUCAUUUUCUACAGGUACUAUUCUUUCCAAUCAAUUUAGUUUUCGAGCUUUUUUCAGGUUCCACAGUUCAGCUUGUUUUGCUGAAAUAUGGAAGAAAACGUUCCGCCCUCCCAAGAGCGAGCACCGGAGCCUUCAUAUUUGA
Messenger RNA from Caenorhabditis auriculariae, 3529 nucleotides. Lineage: Eukaryota; Metazoa; Nematoda; Chromadorea; Rhabditida; Rhabditidae. The record is from the annotation of a GenBank genome assembly.